This is a messenger RNA of Wickerhamiella sorbophila, 1050 nucleotides long. RefSeq lists its product as hypothetical. Gene Ontology annotation, cellular component: membrane. The transcript has a single exon. The record is from RefSeq and is a predicted model, not a curated record. Bases 1 to 1050 code for a protein of 349 amino acids. NCBI's taxonomy places the organism in Eukaryota, Fungi, Ascomycota, Dipodascomycetes, Dipodascales, Trichomonascaceae.
AUGGCAGAAGCCACUGCAAGGCGCGACUCGGAAGAAGAGGUUCUAUUCGAAUCGGACAUCGAACUGUCUGAUUUGAAUGAACAGGCCGUUCCUAAGCCCACAGUUGAGUCAGGACUCUGGAGCUAUCUCACGCCUGGAUGCCAGCUUUAUUUGGUUGCAAUGCUAUGUGGCGAGGCUAUGAAAGCAUUGUCCAAACUGUUGAUGGAGAAAAUCGAUAUGAUGGUACUAAUUUUCACAAGAAUGUCCAUAACCCUAUGCACGACUGUCCUGUACAUGUGGUACAAAAAUAUCGAUCACUAUUUUUGGGGGCCGCCCGGCGUAAGACUGUUGAUCACUGUUCGCGGUGUCUCAGGAACAGUUGCAAUUGUACUAACAAUGUUUGCCUUGAAGCACUUGUCGCUGCCCGAACAAACCGUACUUACGUUCUUGGGCCCGCAGGUGGCCCCGGUCUUGGCGCGGAUAAUACUGCACGAACAGUACUUCUGGCAGCAAGCUGCAUGGGGCCUAGUAUCGUUCUCGGGCGUGGUUGUUGUAGCAAAACCGCCGCCCUUCCACCACGAGGAAACCACUGGAAGUGAAAGCAGCGUGCAACUUCGUGUUUUGGCGAUCAUGGCUACUCUCUUCGUAGUGCUCAUCACGGGCAUAGUCAUGAUUGUAGUGCGCUCCAUCGGAACCCGUGCUCACCCACUAUGCGUUGUAGGAAGCUACAGUAUGUUUUCUGUCCUCUUGAGUGCGGCGUGGAUGAUCGCCGAUCCGUCGAGGAUCACCGUGCCAAAGACCAUUCGCACCUGGGUCCUACUCGUAGGCACAGGGCUUUUUGGGUUCUGUUUGCAAUACAUGACUGCAGUCGCACUGCAAAAGGAACAAGUGAGUAUGCUGGCUGGAUUUCGCUACACACAGAUCCUCUGGGCCGUCGUGUUUGAGCUCAUACUAUGGCGAGACCUGCCAGAUCUCUGGACAAUAACAGGCAGCAUUCUGGUGGCCAUUGGCGUCAUUCAGGCUACCAUUGUAAGAAAACGAUUGACGGAAGCUAGUAAACCCAGCACGUAG